This is a messenger RNA of Closterium sp. Naga37s-1, 1416 nucleotides long. NCBI's taxonomy places the organism in Eukaryota, Viridiplantae, Streptophyta, Zygnematophyceae, Desmidiales, Closteriaceae. The record is from the annotation of a GenBank genome assembly.
AUGGCGUCGGAAUCGGGGAUUCCAGCCACACCGCCUCCCAGUCAGAACCCACCUGUCGGUGCGUCUGGCUCUGACACUCCUCCCGUCAACUCUACCCCUACCACUGGCGCAUCUGCCGGCGGAGUGUCUGCCUCGCCGGCUUCCGCGGCGGGCGCGGCGGGCGCGGCGGGCGAGGAGCAGAUAAUGGAUCUGGAGUCGUAUGCCGCGAAUUAUUCCGGCCACACGCGCAUCGUACGGCUGCGAUUCAUCGCGGAGCGGUGCGCCGCUAUUGUCCAGACCGCGAUGGAGCUCGAGGCGCUGCGGAUGGCGGCGGACGAGUUGAAACGCGGCGAGAACAGCGCGGCGUAUAAAGAGGUCGUGGCGAAGAUUGCGGGGCGCCUCGGGCCUAAGUACGAGCUGGAUCAGGAGUGGGUGGAUUCUGUGGAGCGACGCGCGGUGCAGAAGCAGGAGAAGCUGGAGAUGGAGUUAAACGGGUACAAGACAAACCUUAUCAAGGAAUCCAUUCGCAUGGGGUACAACGAUCUCGGCGAUUUCUUCUAUUCCCGAGGCGACCUCCAGCAGGCGUUCCGGUGCUAUGUGCGCACGCGCGACUACUGCAUCACGUCCAAGCACACCAUCGCCAUGUGUCUGAACGUGAUCGUGGCGAGUGUGGAGCUGGGGCACUUUGUGAACGUGAGCAACUACGUGCAGAAGGCGGAGCGGGGCAUGAGUGACCCCAUCGUGCUGGCCAAGCUCAGAAGCGCUGCUGGGCUGGCGAGCUUGGAGGGGCGGAAAUACAAGGCCGCAGCCAGGAAGUUUGUGAGUGCCAGCUUCGACAUGGGCAGCAGCUACUCCGAGGUGAUAGCACCGCAAGACGUGGCGGUGUAUGGGGGGCUCUGUGCGCUCGCCUCCUUUGACCGCGCAGAACUUAAGAGCAAGCUGAUAGACUCUGUCAACUUCCGCAACUUCCUUGAGCUAGUGCCAGAGGUCAGGGAGCUCAUAUACGACUUCUACGCCAGCCGCUACGCAUCGUGUCUGAAAUAUUUGGACAAGCUGCGGCCAGUGCUGGAGUUGGAUCUGCAUUUGCACGACCACGUGGCGGCGCUCUACCAGCAGAUCCGCCAGCGCGCUCUCAUUCAGUACACCACGCCCUUCAUAUCCGUUGAUCUCCGCACGAUGGCCUCUGCGUUUAACACGAAUGUGGCUGCGCUGGAGAAGGAACUUGCUGCGCUUAUAAUGGAUAACCAAGUGCAGGCACGCAUCGACUCACACAAAGGCAUUCUAUACGCUCGUCAUGCUGAUCAGCGCAAUGCAACGUUUCAACGAGCACUUGCAGCUGGCAAUGACUUCCAACGAGACACGCGCGCACUUCUGAUACGGGCGAGCUUGUUGAGAGCUGAAAUGGGCACUAGGCCGCAGCGUCUUACCGGUAUCUAA